UAACAACAUAAAUGUCACUUUUUACGGGGAGUCAGGUAAGAAGUUUCUUUCAUUUGUUUUUUCACCUGUUUGAGCCGUGUGUGGUGGUCUAGCUCCCGACCACUGAGCCGAGGUAAACAGACCCUCCAGUCCCUAAGCCUGUUGUUGUUCUCCGUCCGGAUUUGGGCAUGCGCUGAAGCGCGCGCGCUGCUGGAAUGUCUUGGCGCUCGGGUGAAGCCUCAGAGCGAAGAGGCUGGCGGUGGAUAUGUGAGCUCUGACACACCGAGUCGCUCCUGAAAAGACUAAACAAUCAUAAAAGAGACCUUCCCGUCAUGUCGACGAGGACCCCGGAUCCUCAGGUGAGCGAGGACGCGGACAUUGAGCGCCUGCUGGCCACCCUCUCACCCGAUGAGGUGGAGGAGUUGGAGCGGGAGAUGCUUCUCAUCGACCCAGACCCAAACGUGCCGGUGGGUCUCAGGCAGAAGAACCAGACUGAGAAGCAGCCCACCAGGGGUUAUGACCGCGAGGCCAUGCUGGACUACUGCGAGCGGGAGACGAAGAAGCUCAUCGAGAGGGAACUGUCGUUUGAGGGGGAAUCGAAGGGUGAAGGCCGCAGACGGAACCGGCUCAGGAGGAUGAGGAGCAGAGAGCAGCGGAGCUUCUCGAGGUCACGAAGCCGUGAGGCAUCAGACUUGGAUGAGGAUGGAAGGGAAAAGAAUCAAGAAGAAAAACCUGUGGACAAAAAUUUUAAGCCGGAAGAGAAGAUAAGAGAAGAUGGCUUUAAAGAGUCUAACAAAAAAGCAGAAUUUCAUGAAAAUGAGAAAGAAAAAGAGAAGACAGAUGAAGGGAAGAUAGAAAGAGAAGUAGAAAAUGAAAAAGAAAAACAGAAGGAAGCAUCCAAGAAAGAGCGAGGUAACAGCAAGACUUUGGACCUCAUCUCCAAGCUACAAGAGAAAAAAGAAGAUAGCAGAGAGAAGGAGAAAAAGGACGAGAGCAAGAGGGGAGAAAACUUAAGAACCAAGGGUUUAAUAUCCAAGCUACAGGGGAAUCAAGAAGCAGAAGCCAGAGGGAAGAAAGAAAAAGAGAAGGAUGUUGAGAAAAGAGGAGAGAGUAGAACAAAAGGCCUGGUGUCCAAGCUGGAGGAGCCAAAGAGCCAAACAGAAGCCAGCAGAGCGGGCGAACGCAGGCUGAGAGACAUGGAAAACCGUGUGGUGGAAGAAAAGAAAGAAAGGGAACAGGAGAAGAACAAUGAGAAAAGGAGACUGUAUUCUCAGAGAGAUACAACCAAAACAGGGAUAGAGAAGGAGAAAGAGAAAGAGCAUGAGAAGUUGGAAGGGAGAGAAAAAGAGCAAAACAGAUGGAAAGAGAGAAAGAAAGAGCCAGAGAGAGAGCAAGAACGAGGGAAAGAUAAGAAAAAAGAAGUAUUGAGAAAAGCUGAAACUCUCUACAGAGAGAACUGUGCUAGUGGAGACGACCAGUCUAUGAAAACUGAGGAUGACAAUGAGUCUGAGGACGAAGAGGAUUUUUUGGACAGCGAUACUGGUUCCAGUAUGUUUGAUGACCUCUUGGAGCAGGUCCGCAGUGAUGAUCCUGAGCUCACUGAACUCAACAUCAACAACUCAGAUGUUAUUAAAACAGACACUCUGAUCCAGUUUGCGGAGGGACUUCGCAGCAACACUCAUAUUAAAACAUUUGCACUUGCUAACACAAGAGCAGACGAUCAUGUAGCCUUUGCAAUUGCUGGUACCUUACGAGACAACUGUACGUUGACUGAAAUCAAUAUGGAUUCCAACCAUUUCACCGGGAAAGGCAUCCUAGCUAUCAUCGAGUCUUUGCAGCACAAUUCUACACUCACACAGCUUCGCUUUCACAACCAGAGACACAUAUGUGGAGGGAAGACAGAGAUGGAGAUGGCUAAGAUCCUUCGGGAUAAUACUUCAUUACUCAAGCUGGGGUAUCACUUUGAACUAGCUGGGCCACGGAUGACCAUGACCAAUAUCCUGAGCCGUAAUAUGGACCGACAGCGUCAGAAACGUUUAGAAGCACAACGACUCAACAACAAGGAAACUGAAGCUAAGCCAGCUCCACCUAGCGGAGAGAAAAAGAAGGAGGUUUUACCUGAAACACUCAAGCUUAAAGGAAUACCGAAGCCCAACCAUGUUGAGAAGAAGGAAUCCAUAUUAGCAAAAGUUUCCAAAUUUAACAGUCCUGCCACAGCCCCCACGGCCAAGCCCUCGCCUGGCCCCCUGUUCUCUAGCACUCCAGGUAAGAAAGGCAGAAUCACGAAGGAGUCAAGCCCAGGACCUCCACCUCCUGCUGCUCCUCCUGCACCCCCUGCACCCCCUGCUCCAGCACUGGAUGUUCAGGCCCUGCGUAGGUCACUGACCCCUGUCUCAAAUCGCAAACAAGACAACAGCAGAGCCUCAGACCGUGGAACAGAGAAAAGCUCCAGAGAUCAGCUGCUGGACUCCAUCAGGAACAGCAGCAUGAACACUCUAAAAAAGGUUGUCCAUCCUCCUCCUCCACAUUUUUAUUAGGAUUAAAUUGACAGGUCGAGAUUCCAAAGCGUCUGAGGUAGCAGCUGGCAGGAAAAAAGAAGAGGAUUGAGACAGUUCUAAAGGAAGUCUUAUGGAAAGCCGACAACACAUUUGACUUUUGGAGGCUGACAGCAGUCCUGUCAAAGAGCUUGUGUGCAUCAGGGUGAUGCUCAUAAACUGCUGUACACUAAUCAGUUGAAUCCUGAAUGCUCUGACAGACAACUCUGUGCACUUCAAAGAUAAUUUUACAGCUUAUUCAGGGGUGUGUCUCUUCAGGACCUUCCGAAUGACAUGGAAGUUUUCUCAAGUUUAAAAAAAAAAGAAUUCUUUUGAAGGAAGGAAUGUGUAGUGUGUAGGCUUUAUACUCAGCACACAUUGCCUGUAAAUCAUGUUUUGAUUUGUUUUAUUUGUUUUAUUUGUGCGUUGUGUGAAUUAUAUGGAACUGUGCACUUGACAGAUCACAAAGUUUGAAUAUUUUGAAGAUGUCUUAAUAUAAAAUGAAAAUUUUGUGAGAAGAGAAAAGAAACAGCCUUCAUGGAACUGAAUUCCUAACUUUCUGAGCAAAAAUAGAAGCAGCAUUAAAACAAUAAUCCUGACACUUUAAUAGUACACAGCUUUCAAACCACUGACACCAUAGCAACCCUACUGUCUGUGCUUCUGUUUGUUACAGUGCUGUCCCCCAAAGACAUGCAGCUAAAAAUGAUCAAAUUGCUGUACAAAUGAUAAAAUAAUUCAUAUAUCAUCAUCACCAUUCUUGUUUACAGUAUUUACAUUAAUAACAUCAUAUUUUGGUUCAUAUAAAUUAUGCCUUAUGCAUCAACAUGUCAAAAUUAAUUGUAUGACACUUAUAAUACAUAUGUGGCACUGUGCAGGAUACCUUUCAACUUAAUGUUUUCAUCCCUCUCUACUUUUUGCUUCCAUUUUUUAUGACAGUGAGUUUUGGCCAAAAUAUGAGAUUCAGUCAAAAAGUGAGACUACAAAAGAAGUCUUAUCCAAAACUGAGCAUGGAGCUACUACAUAUAAGCCUGGCAGAUAUACUAUCUUUGCUAAAUUGCACAGUUUACAUGAUUUACUUUGCACUUAAAAUGAUGCAGUGCCACCGAAAAUGCAGAAGGGAUUAAAGAACAAUCACACAUUUUUUUGUCAAACUGGGCAGCAUUAAGAGCUGAAAUGAUUAAAUAAUAUAUUUGCUCUUAUCAUAGGAUCAUAUAUCUUAUUCAUUGCUCCUAGCACUGUAUACUGUUUCCCUACUCCAACACUUCUAAUUUACAUCAGGAAUGGACUUGCGUGACAAGCUGAAUGAGGGUUUUUAGAGCAGAAAUAAAAGAGGAUUGUUAGUGUUAUUGUCAUUAUUACACAAUAUGCUGAGGAAGCAUUAACAUCCUUUGUAAAAUACAAAUAAAAAUGGACAUAUGUGCAAAUAAAGCAAUAAAAUUUGAAUAAUGAA
This is a messenger RNA of Pygocentrus nattereri (red-bellied piranha), 3963 nucleotides long. It is a transcript of the gene lmod1a, whose product is annotated as leiomodin-1. Lineage: Eukaryota; Metazoa; Chordata; Actinopteri; Characiformes; Serrasalmidae. Gene Ontology annotation, biological process: pointed-end actin filament capping; myofibril assembly; muscle contraction. Gene Ontology annotation, cellular component: myofibril; striated muscle thin filament. The coding region runs from base 312 to 2516 and encodes 734 amino acids. The transcript is spliced from 5 exons. The record is from RefSeq and is a predicted model, not a curated record. Gene Ontology annotation, molecular function: tropomyosin binding; actin binding.